UUGCCUAAUAAUGCAGGUCACAAUCUCUUAUCAUUUUAUGAUUAUUUGGUAAAUGUUAUUCGCCAAACAGACAAGAAUACAUUGAUAUUUUACGAGAGUGUAACUUAUGGAAUAUAUUUUCCAUUUGUUAAUGGAAUACCUGGUACUGGUAUCCAACGUGUUCCCGGUUUAUUACAAGAUGAGACGGCCAGAAAGAAGAGUGUAUUAUCUUAUCAUUACUACUGUUGGUUAUUGGAAUCGACACCAUCUACAGAGAAUAUGCCAUCAUGGAAACGAUAUUUGUGUGAUAAAGUGAGAGUUCAAUUACCUGGUUUAUUGUUUGUAACGCAUAUGCAUUCCAAUAUCUCAAUGCUUUAA
Messenger RNA from Schistosoma haematobium, 357 nucleotides. RefSeq lists its product as uncharacterized. The transcript is spliced from 2 exons. The annotation marks the transcript as partial. Lineage: Eukaryota; Metazoa; Platyhelminthes; Trematoda; Strigeidida; Schistosomatidae. The record is from RefSeq and is a predicted model, not a curated record.